Acipenser ruthenus (sterlet) is the source of this 4764-nucleotide messenger RNA. RefSeq names its product dihydropyrimidine dehydrogenase [NADP(+)]-like. The transcript has 23 exons. NCBI's taxonomy places the organism in Eukaryota, Metazoa, Chordata, Actinopteri, Acipenseriformes, Acipenseridae. The coding region runs from base 117 to 3092 and encodes 991 amino acids. Gene Ontology annotation, cellular component: cytosol; cytoplasm. Gene Ontology annotation, molecular function: NADP binding; dihydropyrimidine dehydrogenase (NADP+) activity; uracil binding. Gene Ontology annotation, biological process: thymine catabolic process; uracil catabolic process. The record is from RefSeq and is a predicted model, not a curated record.
GACUUGAUAAACAUUCAGGACUUCAAACAGUUCAGCGAGACUGUUCUUUUCUGUGUCGCAUUUCUAGUUCUUCACUUUAUUUUAUAAAAGCCCAAUUUACCUUGAAAAAAGAAAACAUGGCUAGAAUGCUGAGCAGGGAUUUACCGGACAUUGAGAGUAUUCUGGCUUUGAAUCCUCGUGUAAAGAAUCAUGCCUCCCUGCGCUCAACGACAACAACUAAAAAGGAGAAGAAACACUGGAAGAGAAACUCUGACAAGAACUGCUCAAGCUGUGAGAAGCUGGAGAACAAUUUUGAUGACAUCAAACACACGACUCUGAGCGAGCGUGGAGCACUUCGAGAAGCAAUGAGGUGCCUAAAGUGUGCAGAUGCUCCGUGUCAGAAAAGCUGUCCGACUAAUUUGGACAUUAAGACAUUCAUCACAAGCAUUGCAAAUAAGAACUACUAUGGAGCUGCCAGAAUCAUUCUGUCUGACAACCCCCUUGGACUGACUUGUGGAAUGGUGUGUCCAACCUCAGACCUCUGCGUGGGUGGCUGCAAUUUAUAUGCGUCAGAGGAGGGACCAAUUAACAUCGGUGGACUGCAGCAGUUUGCUACAGAGGUGUUCAGUGCAAUGCAAAUUCCUCAGAUGAGGAAUCCCCAACUUCUUCCUCCAGAGGAAAUGCCUGAAAGUUUUCACUCAAAGAUUGCCCUGUUUGGCUGCGGUCCUGCCAGUGUCAGCUGUGCUUCCUUUUUGGCACGUCUGGGUUAUGACAACAUCACUAUAUUUGAGAAGCAGAAAUUUGUGGGAGGGUUGAGCACAUCUGAAAUCCCUCAGUUCCGAUUGCCCUACAGUGUGGUAGACUUUGAAAUAAAACUGAUGAAGGACUUGGGCGUAAAGGUGGUAUGUGAGAAGGGACUUGGAAGUGAUGGGAUGGCACUUAAUUCUUUAAGAGAAGAUGGAUAUAAAGCAGUUUUUAUUGGAAUAGGCUUGCCAGAGCCAAACAGACACAAAAUCUUUGAAGGGUUGACAACAGAACAAGGAUUUUAUACCUCAAAGGACUUUUUGCCGCUGGUUACCAGGGCCAGUAAAGCAGGGAUGUGUGGCUGCCGCUCCAAGCUGCCAGUGGUGCACGGCACAGUUCUAGUCCUGGGUGCCGGCGACACCGCUUUCGACUGCGCCACCUCUGCCCUGCGCUGUGGAGCCCGCCGUGUCUUUGUGAUCUUCAGGAAAGGAUUCACAAACAUUAGAGCUGUCCCGGAAGAGAUGGAACUUGCCAAAGAAGAGAAAUGUGAGUUCCUGCCUUUCCUGUCUCCACGGAAAGUUAUUUCGAAGGCUGGCCGCAUAGCCAGUAUGGAGUUCUGUCGAACAGAACAAGAUGAAGCUGGAGACUGGAUUGAGGACGAGGAUCAGAUUGUUCGCUUGAAGGCAGAUUUCAUCAUUAGUGCCUUUGGAUCAGUGUUAAGCGACCCAGUAGUGAAAGAGGCCAUGACUCCCAUUAAGUUUAACAGAUGGGGUCUCCCUGAGCUGGAUCCAGAGACUAUGCAGACCAGUGAGCCAUGGGUAUUUGCCGGUGGAGACGUUGCAGGGCUGGCUAAUACUACUGUCGAGUCAGUGAACGAUGGAAAGCAGGCCUCCUGGCACAUUCACAAAUACAUACAGUCACUGCAUGGCUCUGCUGUUGCACCCAAACCCCAGCUACCAAUGUUUUACUCUCCGAUUGACCUGGUGGACAUCAGCGUAGAGAUGGCAGGACUCAAGUUUCCAAAUCCCUUUGGUCUAGCCAGCGCUCCUCCAACAACCAGCACUGCCAUGAUCCGACGAGCUUUUGAGGAGGGCUGGGGCUUUGCUCUCACAAAGACGUUCUCUCUCAACAAGGAUAUCGUCACCAACGUUUCUCCAAGGAUUGUACGUGGAACUACCUCAGGCCCUAUCUUCGGCCCUGCGCAAAGCUCUUUUCUGAAUGUUGAGCUCAUUAGUGAGAAGACUGCAGCCUACUGGUGUCAAAGUGUGAUUGAACUGAAGACAGACUUCCCAAAUAAUAUUCUUAUUUCCAGCAUUAUGUGCAGUUAUAACAAGGACGAUUGGACAGAGCUCUCAAAAAUGGCAGAGGCUUCUGGAGCGGAUGCCCUGGAGUUAAACUUAUCGUGUCCACAUGGCAUGGGAGAGAGAGGCAUGGGCUUGGCCUGCGGGCAGGAUCCAGAGCUGGUGCGAAACAUCUGUCGCUGGGUACGACAAGCUGUUAAGAUUCCAUUCUUUGCCAAGCUGACCCCUAAUGUCACCAACAUAGUGGAUAUUGCAACGGCUGCCCAAGAAGGUGGUGCAGAUGGCGUUACAGCAACCAACACCGUAUCUGGGCUGAUGGGACUGAGAGCAGACGGCACACCCUGGCCUGCCAUUGGCGGAGGAAAGCGGACCACAUAUGGUGGAGUGUCUGGGAAUGCCAUCAGACCCAUAGCCCUGCGAGCUGUCUCUGCCAUUGCCAGGGCUUUACCAGGAUUUCCUAUUUUAGCUACAGGUGGGAUUGAUUCGGCUGAGUCCGGCCUGCAGUUUCUACAUGCUGGUGCUUCCGUGCUGCAGGUGUGCAGUGCGAUUCAGAACCAGGACUUCACACUGAUCCAGGAUUACUGUACGGGACUGAAAGCCCUGCUCUACCUGCAGAGCCUGGAGCAGCUCCAGAACUGGGAUGGACAGAGCCCACCCACCCCGCGCCAUCAGCAGGGCAAACCCCUGCCCAAGAUAGCAGACCUUGUGGGAAAGAAGUUGCCCAGUUUUGGCCCGUACCUUGAGGAAAGAAAGAAGAUUUUAGCCGAGUAUAAACUGAAAUUGAAGAGUACCAACGACACCAUUGUGAAUGAGCCAAAUGAAGGAAAAACAUAUAUGGCAAAAAAGCCCAUUCCCACUGUUCAGGAUGUGAUUGCGAGAGCUCUAAAACACAUUGGGGCGUAUGGAAUCCUGGACAACAAGGAGCAAGUGGUGGCCUUGAUUGACGAGGAGAUGUGCAUUAACUGCGGCAAAUGCUACAUGACCUGUAAUGACUCUGGCUACCAGAAGAUUGCUUCCAUUUUAUGUUUAUUUGUUGGUCUUUUUUUUCUACUGCUGCCAUUCAGAUAAGUACAAACUAUUGCUAUUAGUAAUUUAUUAUUAUUAUUAUUAUUUUAAACAGUAUUGAUUCUUUGAAUUAACGUGAUACUGUACUUGGAAUAAAGUCAGUUUGUUGCGAACAUAGCUAGUUCUUCUCUUUUAUAUACAGUAAGUAGGAAGUUAGUGAUUUGGAUUUUAGCACUUUUUGAAUAAUUAGACUGCAUAAUAUUUCUAUAAUAAUGCAAUUAAUGCUCGCCCUCUAAUCAAAACAGACCAUUAUCGUACCGCAGAUGCUAUUAUUUUUUCAUAUUGCGUCACUGUUUUUAUACAUUUAUUUAUAUAUACGGCUUAAUUUAGUCAUUUAUUUGAUUUAAUUUAGUUAUUUUUUUCUGUCAAACAACUUAAUGGGCUUUUAAAUAGGCCAAGCCUUACUUUUUCACAUACAAAAGAGAUCGCAACAUGUUAAUAGCGACUCAAAUUUAUUAACUCUAUAAUGAAAAAUAAAGCGUUUUGCUGGACACAUUAUUACAAUAUUUAUGACGAGUAACUGUAUUUAAAUUAAGAUGAGUCACUUCAGCAAUUAGAUGAAAAAGUAAGACUUACGAUUUAAAAGCCCAUUUAAUGGUUUCACAGAAGAAAAAAACCUAAAUUAAACCAAUUUUACUAUUAACGCAUUUCUCAGUUGUGAUUGAGAUACACAAAUGGAUUAACAGGUGUCAAUUGCAUUUAAGGAGAGUAGAAAAAUAGAUGUAAAAGACCUUAUAGACAUAUAUGCAGUAAUUUAUAGAAAACUAUUUAUUUUAAAAUGCUCAGAGCCCUUGCAGUCAACGCACUUCCCCCAAGAUGGCCGACUUCCUGUUUUUUGCUGCUGUCGAGACCGCACAUCGAGGGGGACGCAUACUACUCCCCUUACACAGCAUCUUUUCAAAAUGGUUUUUAUUUUAACGUUUUAAACUAUUUAUUUUUUUAAAGUUUAAACGUUUAUUAAAUUAAGCAGAAUCUAGCACCCCUAUAGACCAAUAAACCUAUUGUAUAAAUACAGUCCACAGUAGUAUUGCAUGUGUAGUUCUGAUUGGAUAAGGAAUCGAUGCAGUGGCAUUGUUGGGAGAAAAGAUCCUGUAGUGUGCUUACCUAUUAAUGGUUUGCAGUGGUUUGAAUCACUGCAAGAAGUCAUAAUCAAAUAUUUGCUUCUAUAAGCAGUUCAGAUGGGCUGGUUGGCUGUGUGAACACAAUAAAAUUGAUUGGAUUCUAAAAUAAUUGACCCAUGACCUAAAAAUAAUAGUAAUGUUGCUGUGUCUUUUUCAAUUAAAUAUAAAUUGGAUUUUGUUGUAAUUUGGUGUGUGUGUCUGUGUAUGUAUGCAUACAUACACACACACACAUAUAAAUGAGACAUUAUGUUACUCAAACAAUAAAAAAUGUAAGGAAGCAAAAUGCAUAAUUUGAUAUGGAUUCCCGUAGUUACUAACAAGCUAUUGUAGUUAUAUAAAACAUGUGUUCCAGUAAGACAUAAGGGGGGGGGGGGAGUAUUUUGAAAUAGGUCAGUCACACUGUGACCUUUUUUCACAUUUCUGAAGUGUGGCUUUAUAACAAGUACAGCAUGUGUGGUGAACAGCUGGAGAGCUUUGAUUUAUUAUAUCCUAUAUAUAUAUUAAAAAAAAAAAAAAAAAAUCUGCUCAAAGAACUGCUUCUGACUGGCACCUAA